CCGAACUGCAUAUGCAAAUGUGUCCGGGCGGACACAAUUGCAUUAUGCACCAGCGUCCGGUGGACACGAUAUCAUUGCAUAUGCUAAACCGUCCGGCGAACAUUAUUGCAUAUGCAUUAAUGUCCUCCUGAUAGUAUUAUAUUGCAUAGAGGACAUUGCAUGCGACACACACCGGCCGAUCGGGGAAAAAACUUGCCGAUGGAGGGCGACAUUUCAGUUCAGUGCGCGUUUCUCAAUGUCCUCCUUAUGUCCAAAUGUUCUGUCGAUGUCAUGGACUCAAGUUGUGUUGUUAAAACUUUUGAGUUUGACUCAGGCGACGUAUACGGUCUCGAGUCAAUCCUUCUGCAGAAUCACAACCUACCCGCCGCUUUCCUGUACGCUUUCCUGCUUGAUUAUUUGGUCCCGACUUGCCAGUGAUGGGAGGUGGUGAUCAUUGUGCUGUUUUUGGCUGUAAGAAUGACCGACGAUAUCCAAAGAGACACGUCAUUAAAGAUCAUGUAAGUUACCUAAGGUUCCACACCUGCAGGGAGAAGUUCUUUCCUCUUUGGACCCGACUUCUAAGACGGCAAGAUUUCACAGUAAAAUCAACAACAGUGGUCUGCAGCAACCAUUUUAAAUAUGGUCAGCCCUAUCCCGAUGAUCUGCACCCGUCUUUAUUCUUGAAGGGAUACAACUCACCUGAGACGCAAAAAAGAGCAACACCAAAGAAGAAACGAGCAUCGGACCUUUCUAGCCCACAGCCACCCAAGAAAUCAAGACGUUUGUCAUACACUUUAUACAAAUCCGUCGGUAUUCAGGUUGGACAUGAAGAUAUUGAUGCAUUAGUCGAUGACAGGCACAGGACGCUGGAGAACGAUCACAGUUACCUUCAUCGCCCUUUCCAUAACAAACCGGUCAGUCAAGCGUAUGUGGCCCACCUGGAAGAUGAACUCGCUCAACUUAACGAAACUUGUGACAAACUCCGGCAAAAUCUACUCGAAGCUAAGAUUGACAUAAAAAGACUUGAAACUGAAGUCAAAUCUACAACCAAACAGCGCUUUACAAUUGGAGACAUUUGUCAUUCGAAUGAACUCAUUAUGUCAGCACCUAUGCCAUGUAAGCACCUAUUGCCCUCUCUUGACGUGAACGGCAACUAAAAAAUGAAUCCGGGGAAAUUCAGUAUGUUUAUUUUAUUGUUUAAACGCUCUUGAUUUAACUGCCCAUGUGGUUAUUGUUGAUUAAAACAGUUAAUUUAAA
This is a messenger RNA of Asterias rubens (European starfish), 1236 nucleotides long. RefSeq lists its product as uncharacterized. NCBI's taxonomy places the organism in Eukaryota, Metazoa, Echinodermata, Asteroidea, Forcipulatida, Asteriidae. The transcript has 3 exons. Bases 417 to 1136 code for a protein of 239 amino acids. The record is from RefSeq and is a predicted model, not a curated record.